AAUUGUUGUCAUGUUUAAAUUGCCAAUUUUAAUAUCAAUUUUGCUUGCUUUGGAAAACGAAUAUCAUUUACUUGUAAAACGACGUCGCGAUGAAUAUUGAAAGUGCCAGCCAAACGGGUACUGUACUGAUACGGGUCCGGUAGAAAUUAGAAUCUGUGUCAAAUGUCAAUCAGUUAUCGAGAGGCCUCUUCCUUUCUCCAUCGACAAUUCUACAACUUCGUCUCCGCCGCUCUAAUCUCAGUCGCCGACCGCAGGUUCGCGAUUCGCCGCAGGUGAAAGGGCGACCGACGUCGAGGAUGCAACAGAAACUUUGGGUUCGUACUCAUUCUAAUCGCCAUUUCUUGUCGCUCAUCGAUUGGGUAAAUUACGGCUUAUGAAUUGGUUUGGUAGGAAAGAAAUAGGGGCAUUAGGUUUCCAGGGCAUAGGCAAGUUCCCGUAGCUUCAUCGGAAGGUCUGAUUAGGUUUUGUGAUGAGUAAAAUGACAGUGAUUUGUACUCUCAUGAGCGUGGAAAAUCAGUGGAUCCGAAUCUAGUACUUUCGUUUUAGGGUUUGAGUUCGACUUUGUGAGCUGAAUCUAGAAUACUGUUUAAUCGAUGGUUUUGCUUUUGUAGGUACUAUAGUUUUGUGGAGUUUGGAGAAGGGAGGUUGUUAAGCAUGGCAGACUUGGAGGAUCUGCUGCUGGAAGCAGCUGGAAGAACUGGCAAUGGAGGAGGAAGAAACCGCAACUCUCGUCAACCCUCCAGGAGAAGAGGCGGUGGUGGGGAGGGCUCGUAUUCGGAUGAUGGAAGCCACUCGAGGGAUGAAGAUUCCAAUGAUGAUGACCAUGGAUAUCCGAGCAGCAGGAAAAAACCAUCCGGAUCUCAAGUCCCUCUCAAGAAACGAAUGGACGCAGCUGAAAAGGAUGAUGAUGACGGCGAGCUGAACAGCCAGGAAGAAGAACCCGGUUAUGAUGACAACCGGAGGAACUCUGAUCACGAUAGCGAUGAUUCAGAUGUUGGCUCGGAUCUCUACAGAGAUGAGGAAGACCGAAGGAAACUUGAGCAGAUGUCAGAACUCGAUAGGGAAAUGAUCUUGACAGAACGUGCAGAUAAGAAGGGGGACAAGAAUCUAACUGAGAGUAUCCGGUCCAAACGUGAGAAGAACAAUACGAAAGAAACUCUUCCACCAAAGGCUCAAGCAUCAUCUCGUGGGGUACGUUCCUCAGCUCGAUCGGCAGACAGAUCAGCUGCGCAAAAUGAUGCCUUGAAUGAGCUCAAAGCCAAACGACUUCGGCAGCAGGAUCCUGAGGCUCACAGGAAGAGACUUCGUGAAGCUUCUUCUUCUGGUGGUCCUGCGCCAGCUAAGCGAAAGCCUUUCAUCUCGGCAACGAGUCUGAGCAGCUCGAGUCAGAGCGACAGCGAGAGUGGGUCGCGCAGUGACAAUGAAGAGUCAACCGGGAUGGGGGAUAGUGAUGAUGAGAGGGAUGGUUCGCCAUCAUAUGAAGACAUAAGAGAGAUCACGAUUCGAAGAUCGAAGCUUGCUAAGUGGUUGAUGGAGCCGUGGUUUGAUGAGCUGAUCGUGGGUUGCUUCGUACGAGUCGGGAUAGGGAAGUCGAGAUCCGGACCCAUAUACAGACUUUGCUUAGUGCGAAACAUCGAUGCUGCUGAUCCUGACCGUCCAUACAAGCUUGAGAACAAGACCACAUAUAAGUACCUCAAUGUCGUAUGGGGCAAUGAAAGCUCAGCUGCACGUUGGCAGAUGGCUAUGGUUUCAGACUCAUUACCAACUGAGGAAGAAUACAAGCUGUGGAAGAAAGAAGUUGAAAAGACUAACGGUCGAAUGCCGAGCAAGCAAGAUAUCUUGGAGAAGAAGGAAGCGAUCAAGAAGUCAACUACAUUCGUAUACUCUGCCGCCACGGUGAAGCAAAUGCUGCAGGAGAAGAAGUCUGCAUCGACAAGACCUUUGAAUGUGGCUGCAGAGAAAGAUCGGUUGAGGAGAGAGAUGGAGGUGGCAGAAGGAAGGAAUGAUUUGGCUGAGGUGGAGAGGAUCAAGGCAAGGAUUCGUGAGCUGGAAGCCUCACGGCUAGCUCAGGAAGUGGACAAGAAGGCCGUGAAGCUUGCCGAGAUGAACAGAAAGAACAGAGUGGAGAAUUUCAGAAAUGCUUCCGAGCUCAAACCAGCUAAGACCGGGUUGAAAGCAGGAGAAGCCGGGUACGACCCAUUUUCGAGGAGAUGGACUCGGUCGAGAAACUACUACACCGGUCAAAACGCUGCUGCUGCUGCUGCUGCCAACGACACUGCUAUCACAGAAGGUGAGGGAAGUGGAGUAGCAGCGUCAGCUGUGGAGGGCGAGACUGCAACAGCAGCAGCAUUAGAGGCAGCUGCGGGAGCUGGCAAGUUGGUCGAUACGCGAGCACCGGUGGAUCAAGGUACGGUGUCGUAUGCGUUGCACGAUUUCGAGCUGCCGAUAUCGUUGGAUGCACUGCAUAGGUUUGGGGGUGCCAAGGGAGUCGAGAAUGGGUACAUGGCGAGGAAGCAACGGAUUGAAGCCACGAUUGGAUGCCAGGUCCCGGAGAACGAUGGCCGACGGCAUGCUCUGACGCUGACUGUUAGUGACUACAAGAGGAGAAGAGGGCUUCUGUGAGUGUUUUUUUUGGCGACUUUGUGAUGGAUAUGCAGACUUACGAAGAUUUAGAAGCUCUGUUAUGGAUAGUUUGUCUGUCUCAGAUUAAGAAGAGAAUCGUUUCCCCAUGGAAUUGUAAUGUGACGUGUUCUUCAUCCUCUCAUCGCAUAACACAAACAGAAACAAACAAGACCUAACUUUUCAAAUGUUAUGCUUUGAAGAUGGAAAAAGAUGACACCUUCAUGUGUUGAAUUCUGAAAUGCCAUCCCGACACCAAUGUUGAGUCCAAUUAAUGGCUGUUUGUGUUAAUAUAUUAUAUACAAACAAUUCUAAGGAAGAACCAGAUUUGUAACUAUGGUGUUGUAGCCAUCCUCUUUUCAUAGAGUUUUCAAGCUCUAAAACCUGAAAUACCCAUUGGGAUGUUUAUCUGCCUCGAGUUUUAUGACAUCCUACUUAUCGUGUCUAUAUUAUUGCAAAACAUUUGAUGUAAUGAUGCUGGUUGUAAAAUUUUAAACCACCAACCUCUAAUUGAAUUUUUAUAAAAACAAUUAUUUUUCAUGUGACGAUUGUAAAACUUCAAACCACCAAACCUCAAUACAAUCUUCUACAAGUAUAUGUCCUCGUUUACUCGGACGAAAAGAUACAAAAUCAUAUUGAAAUGAGAAUGAUGAAUCAAAUUUUAGUGAUAAACCCAAAAUAGAUGAAUCAAUAUGUACUAAAUUAGUAAGUUUGACUCUUAUAAUCUUAAAUACACGCAUUCACCAAGCAAAAACAAAUUGUAAACGAUAUA
This is a messenger RNA of Linum trigynum, 3391 nucleotides long. NCBI's taxonomy places the organism in Eukaryota, Viridiplantae, Streptophyta, Magnoliopsida, Malpighiales, Linaceae. The record is from the annotation of a GenBank genome assembly.